Venustampulla echinocandica is the source of this 1650-nucleotide messenger RNA. RefSeq names its product Carboxypeptidase Y-like protein A. Gene Ontology annotation, biological process: proteolysis. Gene Ontology annotation, molecular function: serine-type carboxypeptidase activity. The record is from RefSeq and is a predicted model, not a curated record. Bases 1 to 1650 code for a protein of 549 amino acids. Gene Ontology annotation, cellular component: fungal-type vacuole. Lineage: Eukaryota; Fungi; Ascomycota; Leotiomycetes; Helotiales; Pleuroascaceae. The transcript has 3 exons.
AUGAAGCUCCUCUCAUCCACCCUGAUGCUGGGUGCUGUAUCGGCGGUCACUGCACAACAGCAUGUUCUGAAGAACCCCGUGGCAGACCAUCAGAAACCCCUCCAGGAUGCAGUGAAACCGAUUUCUAAUGCGUGGUCAAAGCCGAUUCACGAUAUCUGGGAAUCGAUGAAGGAUAUGCCCGCGGACGCAAGAGCUAUCUGGGAUGAAGUUGCACUGCUUUUCCCCGAGGCUAUGGACAAGUCGAGCUUCAUCUCGGCUCCCAAGCCGCACACCAGAAAGCCCGACAGCACUUGGGACUACGUUGUGAAGGGUGCUGAUGUCCAGAGUGUCUGGGUUGAGAACUCACAAGGCCAGAAGGAGAGAGCCAUCGAUGGCAAGCUUGAAAGCUACAACUUGAGGGCCAAGAAAGUCGACCCAGCAAAGCUUGGUGUGGAUACCGUGAAGCAGUAUAGUGGGUAUCUCGAUGACGAGGAAAAUGAUAAGCAUCUCUUCUAUUGGUUCUUCGAAUCCCGGAAUGAUCCCAAGAAUGAUCCCGUAAUCUUAUGGCUGAACGGCGGCCCAGGUUGCUCGUCUCUUACUGGUCUAUUCCUCGAACUUGGCCCAUCUUCACUCGAUAAGAAUCUCAAGCUUCACAGCAACCCAUACUCUUGGAAUGCAAACGCCUCAGUCAUUUUCCUCGAUCAACCAGUUAAUGUCGGGUAUUCCUACAGUGGUAGCUCCGUCAGCAACACGGUCGCCGCUGGGAAGGACGUCUACGCGCUACUCACCCUCUUUUUCGAGCAAUUCCCAGAAUACGCAAAGCAGGACUUUCACAUUGCGGGAGAAUCGUAUGCCGGUCACUACAUUCCAGUUUUCACAGCUGAGAUCUUGUCGCACAAGAAGCGCAACAUCAACCUGAAGUCGAUUCUGAUCGGAAAUGGACUUACCGAUGGCCUGACCCAAUAUGAGCAUUACAAACCGAUGGCCUGUGGUGGCGGCGGAUAUGCUCCUGUACUCGAUGAGGGCGAAUGCCAAGCCAUGGACAAUGCUCUUCCCCGAUGCCAAAGCCUCAUUCAGAACUGCUAUGACAGCGAGAGUGUUUGGUCUUGUGUUCCUGCAAGCAUCUACUGCAACAAUGCUAUGAUCGGCCCUUACCAGAGGACUGGCCAGAACGUUUAUGACAUCCGCGGCAAGUGCGAAGAUUCUAGCAAUCUUUGUUACUCAGCUCUUGGCUAUAUCAGCGAGUUCUUGAACAAGAAGGAAAUCCAAGCGGAGCUCGGUGUUGAAGUUAGCUCUUACGACAGCUGCAAUUUUGAUAUCAACCGAAACUUCCUUUUCCAGGGAGACUGGAUGCAGCCUUUCCAUCGUUUGGUCCCUGGCAUCUUGGAAGAGAUCCCAGUUCUCAUCUAUGCCGGUGAUGCUGAUUUCAUUUGCAAUUGGCUUGGUAACCAAGCCUGGACUGACGCCCUCGAAUGGCCUGGCCAGAAGACUUUCAAUGGCGCUGACUUCCAGUACUUGGAGGUUACGAAGGGUAAGAAGUAUGGAAAGGUGAAGACAAGUGGAAACUUCUCGUUCAUGAAAAUAUUCGGAGCUGGCCACAUGGUACCGAUGGACCAACCCGAGGCGUCAUUAGACUUCCUCAACAGAUGGAUUGGCGGAGAGUGGUACUGA